Moesziomyces antarcticus is the source of this 2397-nucleotide messenger RNA. RefSeq lists its product as uncharacterized. Bases 1 to 2397 code for a protein of 798 amino acids. The transcript has a single exon. Gene Ontology annotation, cellular component: mating projection tip. The record is from RefSeq and is a predicted model, not a curated record. Lineage: Eukaryota; Fungi; Basidiomycota; Ustilaginomycetes; Ustilaginales; Ustilaginaceae. Gene Ontology annotation, biological process: regulation of fungal-type cell wall biogenesis.
AUGAUCGCGCAGGUAAGCAUCACACAUCCUUCUCUGCGCCCUGCUUCCAGCCUCGACAAUUCCUCUGACUCUCCGCCUGCCCCCCACCGCCAGCAACGUCCAUCUCCGGCCAUGUCAGGUUCUUCGUUUUUCUCACAGAUCUCCUCGUUCUUCGGAGCCAGUCCCAACUCCAAUUCGCGGUCCGGCGCACGACACUCGUCUCCCUUCAGCUCGGGCCUUCCGUCCUCGUCACGCCGCGGUCCACCUCAAGCGCUCGACGCCAAUGCGUGGUCGUUGCCUUACAGCAGCCGCAGCAGCAUCCCCGCCUCCCCCGCCUAUCCCACCGAUGCCCCCAACUCGGCCACCGACGGUCACUAUCCGCCGGCCGCUGGCAUCGCACGCGCCUCCUCGCCCUACGCCCACGACCAUCCUCCCAUCUCCACCAGCUCCGUCGCAGAGUUCAGCAACAUGUAUCCGACCGCAUCCACCUCCACCCUCGUCCCCGGCACGGCUGCCAACACCCUCAGCGUCUCGGCCGGUGGUUCGGUGCCCACCACCGCCUAUCCACCCAUGCGCCACACCUGGAAUCGCAUCCGCAAGUGGUGCCGCAAAAACUACCCCGAAAUGUCCGACACGCUCAACUGGCCCUGCACCGAAGACGCGCUCGACGAGCUCGAGAUGACCAUCGGCUACGCGCUUCCCUCCGCCGUGCGCGAGUCCUACCUCGUCUACGACGGCCAGGAGCUCGAGUCCAACCAGUCGUGCCAGGACGGCCUCUUCUUUGGCGCCGCCCUGCUCAGCCUCGAGCAGAUCGCCGAGGAGUGGAAGUUUUGGCGCGCCGUCGACGAGGAUCCCGAGACCGCCGCCAAUCCGCACGUGCGCAACCUCAUGGCCAGCUGCCCGCACAAGUGGAUCCGCCCAGAGUACUCCUGCCGAGGCUGGAUCCCCCUCAUCACCGACCACGCCGGCAACUACAUCGGCAUCGACCUCAGCCCCCAUCCCGCCGGUGCAGGCUCGCCCGGACAGGUCAUCAUCUUUGGCAGAGACUUUGACACCAAGGUCGUCUGCUGGAAGGGCGAGGGCGCCGGAGGCUGGGGCCGCUUCCUUCAGUCCUUUGCCGACGAGCUCGACGCUGGCGAGUUCUGGACGCUCGAGGAGCUCACCAGCGCCAGCGAAGACGAGGAAGACGUCAUCGGCUACCAGAGCUACUUUAGCGGCGGCGGCGCCGGUGCAGGCCAGGGCGGUGGUGACCGCGGAGGCGAGGGCGCUGCCGCCUUCCGACUGCAAGGUCAGUACAAAGGCUGGCCGGUGCUGGAAGCGUGGGCGGACCGAUCGGUGCGUCUGUGGGAGUCGGUCGGACUCGCGCCUGGCAAGCCGGUGGGCAACGCGCAGCAGCCCGCGCAGCCUCAGCCCCAAUCCGUAGUCAACCGGCAGUCGCAGCUCUUUGGCGACGACACGGGCAUCCCGCCUUCGGUGCAGGCCGUCAACGAGAACGGCGAAGCGAUCGAUGCAGAGGGCAGCGGGUCGCAACGCCCCGCCAUCGCCGUCGGCAAGGAGCUGGCCGGACAAGUGUCGGUCGAUGGCCCCGCGCAUCCACUUGCGGAUGCAUCCCUGGCCGGCGACACGAGCGCCGAGGUGCUCAUUGCUCCUGCGGAUUCCACGCUUGCCACUGACGCAACCACAGUUACCGUCGACACGCAGGCCGCCGACGCCAAGGAGGCCGACGGCAGCGUCGAUGUGAAUCUGACGCCCACCAACAGCACGCGACGAGUGUCGGGCAUGCUGUCGCCUCCCUUGCCCGAGACCAAGGCGUCGUUGCGAAAGCAGAAGCAGCGCGAGGAAGGUUGGGGAUCGCCCAUGCUCAAUCAGUCGGUUGCGAUGGGGCAGCAGCCCCGCCGACCCGUGCGACCGGCGCCGGCCCCCGCUGCCACGCUGGAUCUGCCCACGAUCGAAGACGUCAAGGCGAUCCAGGCGGCGGCGCUGGCCGACGACGGCAAGUCGCACAAUGUGCAGUUCGACUCGCAUCCUCAGGCGCGCAGCUCGUUCACCAACCUCGGCUUCCGCGAUCUCGCGGGCAAGAUCGGUGCGCCCGGUAUGGGGCUUGGCGGCGGCAGCAACGGCAAUGCGGUGGGCAGUCCCCAACAGCGCUCCGAGUCGGUCGAGCUCGAAACGAGGAGCAGCGUCGAGAACCGCAGUGCGAACAGCUACAUCGUGGGCCAGCGCGGGCGAGCGCGUGGGCUCGGACUCGAGGCCGGCGAAGAUGAGGCUGCCGCGGAGGCGUUCGGUGCGAUGUCCGUCUCGGCCGCCAAGACGCGCGAGAUGCCGUCGUUGAUCGAUGCCUCUUCGGCGCCCGGUUCGCCUCUGGUCAGGGGUACACCUAAGCUGAGUGAGGCCGAAGUGCCCGCUGCGCUGGCCUGA